Cherax quadricarinatus is the source of this 8499-nucleotide messenger RNA. The record is from RefSeq and is a predicted model, not a curated record. Lineage: Eukaryota; Metazoa; Arthropoda; Malacostraca; Decapoda; Parastacidae.
ACUUCACAUCAUCUGCAAACAGGGACACUUCGGAGUCUGUUCCUUCUGUCAUGUCGUUCACAUAUACCAGAAACAGCACCGGUCCUAAGACUGACCCCUGUGGAACCUCGCUCGUCACAGGCGCCCACUCUGACUCCUCGUCACGUACCAUGACUCGCUGCUGUCUUCCCGACAGGCAUGCGGUAGUGUUGAGGAUGAACCUGCGUUACCGUGUGAGUCGUGGCCAAAGCAGCAGCCCUGUUAGCAGCAGUAGCAGCAACAGCGGUGGUGGUGGUGGUGGAGGCGGGGGAGGAAGCAACAGCACCAGGAACCACCACCGCCGCACACCCCUCUCCCCUGCUUCUCCACACCCACUGUCUCCUACACACCUGCUCAAAUCUCCAGUGAGAGCUCCAAGAGCUCAUAGAACAGUCAAGAGAUCUGGUGAUGUCUUUGAGGAGCAGAAUGAAAACUUGUUGGUGUCACCAGCACAGUACAACAGUGUGGUGAACGUGUCCGUCCCGCAUCACCACACUCCUUUCCUACGUGCACGACGUUAUCCCACCAAGUUGUCCAAGUGCAAAAAUAGCCCUCCAACUCCAACACCCAUUAUUGACUCUGACAACAAUAUUAUUACAACAAAAUUGCUCAAGCCACGCCCUCUGAGAGUUAGCAAGCGGCAGAACGAAUCACCACUGAACUAUAAACGUCACACACCACGGAAGCCCCACAGUCGACGUCACCGCAUUGCACAUUCCACUGAAACAUCAAAGGUAAUAUAUACUUCUUGGAAGCAGAGAGAGAUUUUCCAGGGUUCUCAGUGUGCAGUGCAAGAGAAUAAGGAGAAUUAUGAGGCUGGAGGGACAUAUGAAAGUUCAAAUGAUGAAGGCUAUGAAGAAUGGGAAGCUUUUGACCCUUACUUCUUCAUCAAGCACCUUCCACCACUAACUCCUGAAAUGAGAGCAAGAAAUCCAGCACUACCUCUCAAGACUCGCAGCUCACCAGAAUUUACCCUUGUUCUAGAUCUGGAUGAAACACUGGUGCACUGUAGUCUUCAGGAGUUGGAGGAUGCAACAUUAAGCUUCCCGGUGGUUUUUCAAGAUGUCAACUAUCAAGUGUUUGUACGCACCCGCCCGUAUUUUCGGGAAUUCUUGGAGCAUGUAUCUCACUUAUAUGAAGUAAUCUUAUUCACUGCCAGUAAGAAGGUUUAUGCAGACAAGCUUAUGAACUUACUUGACCCUCAACGCAAGUGGAUCAAGUAUCGACUGUUCCGUGAGCAUUGUGUAUGUGUUCAGGGCAACUAUGUUAAGGAUCUGACAAUACUUGGCAGAGACCUCUCAAAGACCAUUAUUGUAGAUAAUUCUCCCCAAGCAUUUGGUUACCAGAUCAACAACGGAAUUCCAAUUGAGAGCUGGUUUGUUGAUAAGGAGGAUCGGGAGCUGGAGAAGCUUGUACCAUUCCUAGAAUCACUUGUGGAUAAGGAUGAUGUUCGACCCUUCAUUCGUGAGAAGUACAAACUGGAGACAUAUUUACCACCAGAUUAAGCUUGGGAGAACUCUUGUUGUGGAGUACAUUCUUAGAUGUGACAGGAGCAAUAGUAAUUAGAAGGAAAAAACAGUGUUUUUGUCCAAGUACUCUAAAUCUUUCAAUAAAACACUACAGUAAUUCUGUCUGGUACACUUUGUGUUAGGCUCAAGUGAUAAGAAAGAAGUGGUGCCUGAUCUUGAUAUACAGUAAUGAUCUAAGUGAUGAGGAAGAACAGUAUUUAAGUGAUAUAGUGUGAAUGUGUGAACCAAUGAGACCCCAGACUAAGGUGUUAGAACUAGGCAUUGAAAGAUUAAACUUUCAUAAGGGCUGCAUUGAUUUUGAAAGUGAUGCUAUAUUUGUUGGCAAGAAGGUUUGUAUGAAAAACAGCAUAAUGUAAUAGCUUGAAAAGCACUUUAAACUUAAGAGAUAGCUUCAAGAUAUGAACAGUUUUACAAAUAAAACUUGUGUAGAAUAUGGUGAACAGAGAUGUAUAUAUUAUGUUUAGCAACAUCUGAUCAGCAGGCAUGAGAAGUUCAAAGUAUCCUCUGAAAAGUUACAUUGCUCUUGUUGGACAAUGUUGCCACUGCUGCUUUGAGAAGCAGUAAUGGGUGUUCUCCACACAAGAGGUAUCAGAAUAAUAGUGUAAAUCCUGUGAAUGCAUGUUACAGAUUGGUUGAGUAGUUUCAUAGCAUUUGUCAGUGAAUUCAAGAAGAGAAAGUAUAUUUUGAAUGUUAUCAAUUGUAUACACUAAAUUUUAUUCUUAAAACUUCAUUUGAAAUGUUAAAUUAUUUUUUCUGGUUGCAUAAGAACAAAUUAGUAUUACAUUAGAAUAUCUAUAAGUACUAGAUAUCUUUUUAUUUUUUUUUCUAUCAUACAAAGAGUUAGAAAUGACCAACUUGUUUCUGCACUGCAAUUAAAUUUUCAUUUAAGUAUUGAAAAUUUAUUGUAUGGGUUACUGUACUAAAAAUUUCAAAUUUAGUAUUUUAAUGAUUAUAUUUUUUGUUGUGGUUUUAAUAUGAACAGUAUCUGUAAACAUUGGGGACAAAAGAUUAACAGGUAGACACAAAGUGAGAUUAUCAUUUAGGUUUUUUCUUAUAUUUGUCAAAUUCAUGUAUACAUCAUGAAUUUGAGUUGAGUCAGUGAUAGGAAGAACAGUAAUGACAGUCUUCAAAGCGCCUGUUUAUAUUAUUUAUGUACCUUCACUUCAAAACAUUUAAAAUGCAGUUUUCAACUGUAUAGUGGAAAUGAAAAGGCUUAGCUAUAAUGAGUGAGAGUCCUUUGAAAUUAAUGUUAUUUCUAGCAUGAAUGAAGAUACCAUGUAAUGUAGAUAAUUCACAUUGUGACCCCUAUCUCACAAUUUGGCCAGACUCCUCAUCAACAAUAUUCAUAUUCUCACUAUAUGCAUCUUUUUUUUUUAAUGUGUGAAAGUUUAUAAAUAAUUUUUAAUUCACCUAAGCUUUCAAAAUUUUUGCAGAUAAAACUGUUGAAUUGUAAUUUUACAGAAAGUUAAUUUGUUUGCACUACAGUACCUGGGCUUCUCAUUAUGUUUGUUAGGGAGAUGAACCCAGUGAUGUGUUGUAUAAAAGAAUUUGCCCAGUGCACGGUUUCAUAAAGUUAUCUGCACCUGGAGCAACCGGUGAUAUAAGUGAAUAUCUCAAGUUGUUGGAGGAAUACAAAUCUAUUUAAGGAUUUUCUCUGUAUGUAUGUGCUUAUUGUUCUAAAAUGUACAAAGAAGUUACAGAGUCUCAUUUUAACUUCAUAUUUUAGUUUACACAAUUUGUAAAUUUUAUUUAAAAAGGAGUUUGCUUCUUGUAAAAUUUUUUAUUAUUUAUAAAGCACAAAUUAAUUUUAACUGUGUACAGUAGAGCUAUACUGAGAGGUUCUGUUUUUGGAAGCAGAUUCUUGUAUUCUUGUAUAUAGUAUGAAGAAACACAGGGAGAGAUGGACAUAAACAUUGGACAGAAAUGUUAAGGUGCGGCAAGUACCUUUCUCUCAUUGUCUGCCACACACUAUCAUCAUUUUAAGAAGUAUAAUUUUUUUCAAUUGUAUUUCAUGUGAUUGUACAAUUAAAUAGUAAAAAUUCUGAGAAAAUUUAGCUGUUAGUAGAAAUACACAAGUUUCAUAUUGUGUGGGCCAGGUUGGUGAUUACAUUUGUUGACUGUCUUGCAUAGUCUUGUCAUUAUGUCUACAUAAUCUUAUAUAUUUUCUACAAAAAAUAUGAAAGGGAACCAUUGUUCAGUUACUUUUAAAUAAAAGAGUUAUUCAACAUGGGAAUUACAUAGGUAAAUUAUGCAAUGUAGUACAGUAUAUGUAUAUGUUUUAUUGUGCAUACAAUAAUACUGUAUAUUCUUGGCCACAAAUCUUCCUUUAUUAUAUAUGGUAAAUAACCCAAAUGUAUAAAUAAAAUUUUCUAUGGCAUUAAAAUGCAUAGAAUUAUAAAAAUUAGGAAUACUAUAGAAUAUGUAGCAAUGUGGCAGAGGCUUAUACUGUCCUGUAUUGUACUGUCCCAUGUACACAAGUACUUGAAGUAGAGUUUUAUUUUUAUUGUGUUUCAUUCUUGUUAAAAUGUUUUAUUUCAUUAAAAUGUUAGAUUGUCUCUUUCUCUCUCUCUCUCUCUCUCUCUCUUUCUCUCUCUCUUUAAUUAAAAACAUUCAAAUAUGCUAAAUAUAGACAAUUAUGCUUCAAAACCAGUUUCAUAUGAUAAUUCAUAUAAUUUUGUAACAUUAUUUGUUUUGGCAGAAUGAUGAAGGUUACCCCUUCUGCAUAAGACAAUGUCUUUAAUUCAUUUGUUGUGGACAUUAAUGAAAAAUCCAAGAAAAUACGUAUAAUCUUUUCAAUUAUCAUUAUUUUAUAUGAAGCAUUUUAUUAAAGUAAUACAGUACAAUUAGCAAGAGAAAUAAAUGUGAAUAUUCCAAAUUCCAAAUGUAACUGUGAAAAAAUACAUUUCAGAGCAAGUAAUUGUCAUGCCAGUAUAACAUUUGAUAAGUCAUUGCACGCAACAUGUGCGGUAUGCUGCCACAGAUUGUUCUUAACACUUUCACUGUCCUUCAGAUAGAUCUAUGUCAUUGACACCAGUGUCCUUUACAUAGAUCUGCAUCACAGACACCAGGGUCCCCUCACAUAGAUCUACAUUACUGACACCAGGGGUCCCCUCACAUAGAUCUACGUCACUGACACCAGGGUCCCCUCACAUAGAUCUACAUCACUGACACCAGGGUCCCCUCACAUAGAUCUUUGUCACUGGCACCAGGGGUCCCCUCACAUAGAUCUACGUCACUGACACCAGGGUCCCCUCGUAUAGAUAUACGUUGCUGACACCAGGGGUCCCCUCACAUAGAUCUACAUCACUGACACCAGGGUCCCCUCGUAUAGAUAUACAUCAUUGACACCAGGGUCCCCUCACAUAGAUCUACGUCACUGACACCAGGGUCCCUCACAUAGAUCUGCGUCACUGACACCAGGGUCCCCUCGAUCACUGACACCAGGGUCCCCCUCACAUAGAUCUAUGUCAUUGACACCAGGGUCCCCUCGAUCACUGACACCAGGGUCCCCCCUCACAUAGAUCUACGUCAUUGACACCAGGGUCCCCCCUCACAUAGAUCUACGUCACUGACACCAGGGUCCCCUCGAUCACUGACACCAGGGUCUCCCCCUCACAUAGAUCUAUGUCACUGACACCAGGGUCCCCUCACAUAGAUCUUUGUCACUGACACCAGGGGUCCCCUCAUAUAGAUCUACGUCACUGACAACAGGGUCCCCUCAAUCACUGACACCAGGGUCCCCUCGUAUAGAUAUACGUCAUUGAUACCAGGGUCCCCUCACAUAGAUAUACGUCACUGACACCAGGGUCCCCUCGUAUAGAUAUACGCCACUGACACCAGGGUCCCCCUCACAUAGAUAUACGUCACUGACACCAGGGUCUCCUCGAUCACUGACACCAGGGUGCCCCGUCACAUAGAUCUACAUCACUGACACCAGGGUCCCCUCACAAAGAUCUACGUCACUGACACCAGGGUCCCCUCACAUACAUCUAUGUCAUUGACACCAGUGUCCCUCACUUAGGUCUACAUCAUUGACACCAGGGUUCUUCACAUAGAUCUAUGUCAUUGACACUAGGGACCCUUGUGUAGAUCUACGUCAUUGACACCAGGGUCCUUCGUGUAGAUCUAUGUCAUUGACACCAGGGUCCCUCAUGUAGAUCUACAUUAUUGACAUCAGGGUCCCUCGUGUAGAUCUAUGUCACUGACACCAAGGUCCCCUCAUGUAGAUCUAUGUCACUGACACCAGGGUCCCCUCACACAGAUCUACGUCACUGACACAAGGGUCCCCUUGUAUAGAUAUACAUCACUGACACUGACACCAGGGUCCCCUUGUAUAGAUAUACAUCACUGACACCAGGGUCCCCUCGCGAAGACCUCUGUCACUGACACCAGGGUCCCCUCGUAUAGAUAUACAUCACUGACACCAGGGUUCCCUCACAUAGAUCUACGUCAUUGACACCAGGGUUCCUCACGUAGAUCUAUGUCAUUGACACCAGGGACCCUCGUGUAAAUCUAUGUCAUUUACAUCAGGGUCUCUCACAUGGAUCUACAUCAUUGACACCAGGGUCCCUUGUGGGGAUCUACAUCAUUGACACCAGGGACCCUCGUGUAGAUCUAUGUCAUUUACAUCAGGGUCUUUCAUGUGGAUCUACAUCAUUGACACCUGGGUCCCUCAUGUAGAUCUACGCCAUUGACACCAGGGUCCCUGAUGUAGAUCUACGUCAUUGGCACCAGGGUCCCUCAUGUAGAUCUACAUCACUGAUACAGGUCCCCUCAUGAAGACCUCUGUCACUGACACCAGGGUCCCCUCGUAUAGAUACACAUCACUGACACCAGGGUCCCCUCACAAAGAUCUCUGUCACUGACACCAGGGUUCCCUCACAUAGAUCUACGUCAUUGACACCAGGGUUCCUCACGUAGAUCUAUGUCAUUGACACCAGGGACCCUCGUGUAGAUCUAUGUCAUUGACAUCAGGGUCUCUCAUGUGGAUCUACAUCGUUGACACCAGGGUCUCUCAUGUGGAUCUACAUCAUUGACACCAGGGUCCCUUGUGGGGAUCUACAUCAUUGACACCUGGGUCCCUCAUGUAGAUCUACGCCAUUGACACCAGGGUCCCUCCUGUAGAUCUACGUCAUUGGCACCAGGGUCCCUCAUGUAGAUCUACAUCACUGACACCAGGGUCCCCUCACGAAGACCUCUGUCACUGAUACCAGGGUCCCCUCGUAUAGAUAUACAUCACUGACACCAGGGUUACCUCACAUAGAUCUACGUCAUUGACACCAGGGUUCCUCAUGUAGAUCUAUGUCAUUGACACCAAGGACCCUCGUGUAGAUCUAUGUCAUUUACAUCAGGGUCUCUCAUGUGGAUCUACAUCAUUGACACCAGGGUCCCUUGUGGGGAUCUACAUCAUUGACACCAGGGACCCUCGUGUAGAUCUAUGUCAUUUACAUCAGGGUCUCUCAUGUGGAUCUACAUCAUUGACACCAGGGUCCCUUGUGGGGAUCUACAUCAUUGACACCUGGGUCCCUCAUGUAGAUCUACGCCAUUGACACCAGGGUCCCUCAUGUAGAUCUACGUCAUUGGCACCAGAGUCCCUCAUGUAGAUCUACAUCAUUGACACCAGGGUCCCUCAUGUAGAUCUACGUCAUUGGCACCAGGAUCCCUCAUGUAGAUCUACGCCAUUGACGCCAGGGUCCCUCAUGUAGAUCUACGCCAUCGACACCAGGGUCCCUGAUGUAGAUCUACGUCAUUGGCACCAGGGUCCCUGAUGUAGAUCUACGUCAUUGGCACCAGGGUCCCUGAUGUAGAUCUACGUCAUUGGCACCAGGGUCCCUGAUGCAGAUCUACGCCAUUGACACCAGGGUCCCUGAUGUAGAUCUGCGUCAUUGGCACCAGGGUCCCUGAUGUAGAUCUACGUCAUCGGCACCAGGGUCCCUGAUGUAGAUCUACGUCAUCGGCACCAGGGUCCCUCGUGCAGAUCUACGCCAUUGACACCAGGGUCCCUCAUGUAGAUCUACGUCAUUGGCACCAGGGUCCCUCAUGUAGAUCUAUGUCAUUGACACCAGGGUCCCUCAUGUAGAUCUACGUCAUUGACACUUGAGUCCCUCGCAUAGAUCUAUGUUUUAAGCUCAGCUCCCUCAGAUAAGCUGUGAGCAGAAAAUUUUAGCUUAGAUAUGAGAGAAUAGGUUUGUGCAAUGAGUAUAAAAAAAACUUCUGCCCCACGUGGUGUAUGAUGGGAAAAGCAAAACUUACUUUGUGCUUGGUUUAACAUAACGAUUUUGAGGUGUUUUAUAGAAUUGUUUGCAUGGUUUUCUAGUUGUUUCUUGGUAUCAUUUGAUAGAAUGGAAGAUAUACUGCUGAAAUAAAGAUGAUUUUGGUUGGUUUCAGGACUGGAAGUAGCUUGAAAUUGGGGUCAAGUUAGUGGAAUAAUUCAAUUUUGCUGAUUUUCCUGAGGAUAUGUAAGACCCUUCUUACACUCCCAGGUCUGUUUUACUAGAUUUUACUUGGUCUGAUUCAAUUAUUGGGAUCUCAUAAACCAUGUCCAAUCAUUUCUGGUUAUAUUUUAUUAUCUGAGAAAUAGGGUAAAUCUUGAAUUUUUUGUGAUGAUGAACUCAGAAUGGAAAGCAUGUGUAACAUAGAAGAGGCCUGGGGAUGUGAUUAGUGAACAAAGGAAAUGUUUUAGUGCCUGGAAUGUCUACAGUGUUUAUCCUAAACUCUGUUUUUAAAUUGGAAUUUUUAUUGAAUUGUGUAAAAUUGGUCAAAUUACUGACUUCUGUGCAUUUCACUGGGUAGUUCUGAUGGGUGAAUGGGCAGUUUCUUGUCCUCAAUUGAUAGAACAGAAGGCAUACUAGUGAAACAGCUAAGAAUUUAAUUGAAUUGAGCAAUGCAAUUGACUUAAAAUAGGAUCCUAUUUAGGCAAAAUUGCUGUUGAAUAAAUUGCACCCAGACUAUC